Messenger RNA from Drosophila melanogaster (fruit fly), 1432 nucleotides. RefSeq lists its product as uncharacterized. Lineage: Eukaryota; Metazoa; Arthropoda; Insecta; Diptera; Drosophilidae. The record is from RefSeq and is marked reviewed. The coding region runs from base 783 to 1388 and encodes 201 amino acids. The transcript has 2 exons.
AUAUAAUAUCGUUAGCUAAUCAGAGAGGAGCAAUGAAAUUCAGGGCUUUCAGAUCAAAGCGAGCUGCGAGAACUUUGAAGAUAGGAAAAACUGAAUGACUACCGAGAACCCACUGACUGCCAUCGAUGCAAAAUGAUUGAAUUCAAUAUGGGGCUGGCACUUAACAUCCAUCAAAACACUAAACGAGGAGUAUUUAGAACGGCGGCAGCAGCGGCAACCAGUUGUUGCCGGUUGCAUGUUGUUGCCGGUUGACAUAUGAGCAGCAGCAACAUCAGUUGCAGCAGCAACAGCGGCAGCAGCAACAAAGAAGAAAGGAACUUUUGCCGCCACACCAAAGUCCGGUGUUUUUCGAUGAGAGCGGCUACUACACAGAAAUCCUGGGCAACUGGGCAGAGACCUAACAAGCUGCAGAAGCGGCCCAGAAUUAUGUAACAACCGCACUGGCAGUGGCCCGCAAAUUUGCAAGUCAAGAGUCACUGGAGAUGUCACUCUGCGCGGAUGGACAACUCGGCGACAGCUGAGCAAAGCGACCGCCGUCGCCUGGACUUCUUGGUUCAUCGUUUUCAGCGUCCGUUCGCCCGUUUGGUUGUUGAACUUAAUCCCAGCAUGAUGGUGCAACAUUCAGCGAGGGUCCGUUGUCCUGGCAAGGUUGUUAUGGACGCACAUCGUCACUUGUUUGUUUGUUGUGGCAAACACAGCGGAUCUCAACCGGAUUAAACAGUAAGCAAGCAAAAGCGCUAGACCAUCAACAUUUGCCCUCCGAGAACCGAAAACCACCGAAGAUGAUCUCACGACGCGACAAAUUGCUGCAGCAGCCGUGGGAGCAACUGCGGUACGCCCAGCACCGCGAGAAGGUCAUGUCCGCCCGCCCAGCCAUUGACACCCACUCGCCGCGCGCCCACGAACACGUGCAGCGCAAGUGGAAGAAGCAGCAAGUGGAGCGGGAGCGCCAGCAGCAGAUCGAGCGGGAGAACCUAAGACUCCUCCAGAAACUGGGCGACAUCAUGCGCACCAAGCGCAUCAACAAUCUCUGGCUGGAGCCGCGGCCCAAUUUUCUUAACCGCGAGAAGCUUUUUGCCACCCGUCCGUACUCCAGCCUCCCGGAAGUGGUCACCAUUUACGGAAAACAACCGCCGGGACCACUUAUCUAUGGCAUGCUGCCCAAACCGGCGGUUGUGGGUCGGUGUCCCACCUGCAGCGGCAAUCCGGAGCGCACCGAGGUGGCCAUACCCGAGCAGCGAACUCCUUGGGCGCCCGAGAGAAAGUCCUGGAACCGGAAGACCCAGGAGCAAGUAAAGCCGCAUCGAUGCUACCACUGCGGAUCUGUAAAGACCAGCGAACGCAAGUACUUCGAGGAAUUCUCCUACUCUUACUCCUACGACGAAUGAUGUAGAUCGUGGUUCGUGGGUCAAAUAAAAGUAAAUUCAAGUUU